Messenger RNA from Baudoinia panamericana UAMH 10762, 980 nucleotides. RefSeq lists its product as uncharacterized. The transcript has 2 exons. Lineage: Eukaryota; Fungi; Ascomycota; Dothideomycetes; Mycosphaerellales; Teratosphaeriaceae. The record is from RefSeq and is a predicted model, not a curated record. Gene Ontology annotation, biological process: vesicle-mediated transport; protein transport. Gene Ontology annotation, cellular component: intracellular membrane-bounded organelle. Bases 13 to 579 code for a protein of 188 amino acids.
GCCACCGCCACCAUGAUCAACGCCGUCCUCGUCUUCAACAACAACGGCCAACCACGCCUAACCAAAUUCUACACCCAACUCGACACCUCCGUCCAACAACGCCUCCUCUCCGAAAUCUUCACCCUCGUCUCCGCCCGUCCGGCCUCAAGCUGCAACUUCCUCCCCCUCCCUCCCCUCCUCGCCCCCAACAGCACCAACACCACCACCACCACCACCACCAAGCCCACCACCCCCGAGCACAACGACGCACCCUCCCUAGUCACCUACCGCCACUACGCCACCCUCUACUUCAUCCUCAUCUCCACCUCCACCGAAUCGCCCCUCGCACUACUAGAUCUGAUCCAAGUCUUCGUGGAGGCAUUGGAUCGGUUGUUUGAGAAUGUGUGCGAGUUGGAUUUGAUUUUCAAUUUCGAAGUGCUGCAUGCGGUGUUGGGGGAGAUGAUUGUGGGUGGGGUGGUGGUGGAGACGGGGUUGGAGAAGAUCGUGGAGGGGGUGAGGGGACAGGGGAGGGUGGCGAAGAGGCCGGUCAAUGAGAGGAGUGGGCCCGGGUUGGGGCAGGGGAUCUGGAUUGGGAGGUGAGUGGGGGAACAGUUUUGGCUGAAAGCUACACGGUUCGCUACAUGCGCGGGUUUGGGGGGUUCGAGUCGUCCAGGACCCUUGAUGUUGGGUCAUUGCUCGCUGCGGAAGCACGACGGACGAUGCCUGGAACUAUGGCAACAACACCGCACAUCUUCCCAGCCCGGCGCGACCUAUAUCACAGUCCGUGAUGCGGAAGCGUGCUUCUUAAUACCAUCAAUGUCCACGCUUACCGCCGGUUCGAUGAUCUAGAAGCGGUCCGAAAACUGCAGGCUAGCAGAACCACAUACUACCGUCAAUAAUCAACCAUCCUAUACCAGCCUGCUGUACGAUACCACAACUCGUACUGCAACCUCUGCCUACGUCAUCAUGGCCUCUCCGUUGUGUCGAUGACAAGUAAGCCA